Molecule: messenger RNA, 525 nt
Organism: Enterobius vermicularis (human pinworm)
Lineage: Eukaryota; Metazoa; Nematoda; Chromadorea; Rhabditida; Oxyuridae
Source: the annotation of a GenBank genome assembly
AUGGCUGCGGUGCCAUGUGAUGCUCAGGUCAUGCAAGCGAUACUGAAGGAAAUGGGGGUUGUUGAGUAUGAACCUCGCGUUGUAUCUCAGUUGCUUGAGUUUGCGCAUAGAUGUACAACAGAAAUCCUCUCGGAUGCACGUUCUAUUAGUGAACAUGCUGGUAAGAAACAGAUUGAAGAGUCCGAUAUACAGUUCGCCAUUGAUAAUUCUGCAUUAUCUUGGAAGAGCUUGGGUCCGAAUCGACAACUUUUGGUAGAAUUAGCGGAACAGAAAAAUUCGAUACCAUUGCCUCCCAUUAGACAAAACUAUGGUUUGCGUCUGCCGAAUGAUCGCUUUUGCUUAGUUCAGCCAAACAUGCAAUGGAAGGGUGAAGGGCGUUUGCUUGAAAUGUCGGAACAGCGUUCACGGAACGAGAAAGAAUUUAGUGGAAGAGCAGUGGAAAGUGCAAGACAAAUUAAACCAGAAACUAUAUCAAACGUCUUGAAAAGGAAAGCAAAUGAUGACGAAGAUUUCGAUAAGGCUUGA